This is a messenger RNA of Enterobius vermicularis (human pinworm), 1620 nucleotides long. The record is from the annotation of a GenBank genome assembly. NCBI's taxonomy places the organism in Eukaryota, Metazoa, Nematoda, Chromadorea, Rhabditida, Oxyuridae.
AUGAAGGUGAAGAAGAAAAAGAUGAUGAUGAUGGAGAAGAAGAAUAGCAAGAAAAAAAGUAGAGAAGUAUCUCUGGUAGGGAGCGACAGCUCAACUUAUUACGCUUCAUUUUACGGUCCACUAGAUCAACCGUCGAAGGAUACACGAUACAAUAGGUCCUUCUACGAGGAACGUUUAUCGCCAAUUCGGCGAAACUACGACCACAGUUCCAGCAAAGCAGCAAAUAUUAACGCCUAUCUUGAUUCCAAGUCACCGUCAAUUGACCUCUCCAGUCUUGACGCCGUGCUUGACAGCACACUCUAUAGCGACAACGAUAUGUCCAGAUCCACCAAAGAGUGGCGGUCAUCGUUUUCGUCGGUCCGAAAUCGUUUCGGGCAUAUUCCGUCCGUCGAGGAACAGACACAAAUUAACCAUUUUACCAAUUUUACCACAGAUGGCUCAAUGUCAUUAUCACACCACAGCGGUUUAUCAAAAUCAGCCAGCCAGAGUAUGGUCAGCGAACAUAGUGAACAUACGGAAUAUGCGAAAUUAGAGAGAAGCUCAUCAUCGAUUCUGUCCAGUGCUAUUGAGCGACGAGCUUCUGAAGCUCCGGAAUUACACAGCAAACAUGAUAUUGGCAACUUCUGGACAGAAAUUAUCAAAAGUCAUGCAGGUACUUCAACGCAGAAUCGUUCAUCGCACCGUCUUAGUGCAGCUCAACGCUUAGAAAUGUUACAAGAAUCAACAGAUUUUCCAAAAAGUGGAAGAAGAUUUAGUGGAGAAAAUUUAGCAGCUCGACGGGCUCAAUUUCUUCGGGAAACAGAAAAAAGUAAUCAUUUCUUCAACAGUGAACGUGAACGUAAUCAGGAACGUGCACCAUCUGGUCGUUCAACUCCAAUGCCUGGCAACAUUUUGAAGAUAUCUACAAGCACGAUGAGCGUUUCAAAUCAACUUCAAAUGAAUGGUGAAGAUGGUGAACCAAACUUUUCUUCUUUGGACAACGCAGUUGCCGAAUUGUAUGUGAGUAGUACAACAGAAACAUCACAGUCAAAUAUCGGAGCCGGCGGUUGUGUCCGAUUUCCAACCGGCGAUCUUAGUGCUUUCAGUUGUUUAACAAAAAAAAUAUCGUCUACCAAAACAGUACGUAGUCCUAGUCCAGAUACAGCUAGUGAUGGCAGUUCCGGUUAUACUGCGCCUACUGGAUUACCACAUCCAAAACCAAAACAUAAUAUACGUAGCCAGUUAAUGCAAGCCGGAUUCGAGCUUCGUAGCACAACUUUCUCUAGUCGAACUACUCAACGGAUUAGCAGUUCACCAAACUUCCCAAUUCCAACAAACGGCAAUGUUGCAUCACGUAUUUCUGAAUUUGAACGUCGCCCGGGCCCACCAAAUCUUUUACAGAUUGCAUGCGCACUGAACGGUGUUCCAUACAAAAAUGAUCAAACUGGAGCUCGUUCACCGGUGGGACCUUUGUCACCGCAUUCUACCGUAUUUCGUACUAAACCAGUCAUUUAUGCCGAUCUUGCUGGGAUUUCGACAAAAGCACAUAGUGAAAAAAAUUUAUCGGAUAGUGCGCGUGUAUUUCAGUUUCCACCGAACCAGCAAGUUCCUCGUCAGGGAAAAAGUGUACUAUAUGAGUGA